UCCAUUGAAACGGUUUGAAAGAGGUGUGUGUUUAAGUGUUCAGAGAUUUAUGGCCAAAGGAAGUGGACUCUCCAUUGAUUCAGAUCUAUUCUCAAUUCUCUCCCUCAAAAAAACCACCAUCUCUCCGCCAUGGAAGCCGCCGCCCCUUCUCCUCCUCCUCCUCCUCCUCCCACCGCUACCCUCCAGUUUCCGGUCAACCUCAACUCCACCCUCCACGAACCUCCUCCCUCUCCUCCCCCCUCUCCUCCUCCCUCUCCUCCUCCGCCACUGCCCUUCUUCCACUCCCACCGCGCCCUCUUCGACGAAAUGAACUUCUUCGCCGCCGAUGAUAAAUCCCGCGUUCUUAUCUCCGCCGCUGACUCCAAACUCCGUGCCUCCGACAACCUCAGUCCCACCAAGCUCGACUUUCAAGUAAAUGUAGGUCACCCACUGAAUUUUCUGACAGGGUUGAAUCUGUUGACCACCAAUUACAGUAGCGAUCAAUCCAUGGUGGACGAUGGAAUUUCAUCGAACCCACAAGACACAAAAACAAAAAACGAGAGAGCAGUUCUUCAAGCUGAAUUGGAGAGAGUGAACACAGAGAAUCAACGGUUAAAAGACACGUUAAAUCAAGUCACCAGCAAUUACCAAUCGCUGCAGAUGCAGUUCACAACGCUAAUCCAAACCCAGAAGGCAGCCGCUGCCGGCGAUUCAACUGACGAGAAGGCCGGCGACCAAGAAACGAUCCGACACGGCGGUGGGAAUAAUGGUAAUAAUCUGGUGCCGAGGCAGUUUAUGGAUCUUGGAUUGGCUACGAAUGUGGACAUCGAUGAGCCAUCGAUGUCGUCCUCGGAAGGGAGGAGUGAUCGGUCGCCGGGUACCACCGGAGAAGUGGCGUCGUCAAAACGACAUAGCCCAGAUCAAGGUUCGAAUUUGGGUUCAAACAAGGCUUCUAAAUUCAGUUCUUCAUCCUCGGGUAAAGACGUGGAUCAAACUGAAGCUACUAUGAGAAAAGCUCGAGUCUCCGUUCGAGCUAGAUCGGAAGCACCCAUGAUCACAGACGGAUGUCAAUGGCGAAAAUACGGACAAAAAAUGGCUAAGGGAAACCCUUGUCCUCGAGCUUACUAUCGAUGCACCAUGGCCGCCGGUUGCCCCGUUCGAAAACAAGUACAAAGAUGUGCUGAAGACAAGACAAUUUUGAUAACAACGUACGAAGGCAACCACAGCCAUCCAUUGCCGCCGGCCGCCAUGGCAAUGGCAUCAACAACAUCAUCAGCGGCCAGAAUGCUUCUAUCAGGAUCCAUGUCAAGUGCCGACGGUUUAAUGAACCCAAAUUUUCUAGCAAGAACCCUAUUGCCAUGUUCUUCAAGCAUGGCUACAAUCUCGGCCUCGGCCCCAUUUCCGACGGUCACAUUAGACCUAACACAAACCCCGAACCCUUUAUUCCAACGACCCACACCGGGUCACUUUCCAAUCCCGUUCGCAGCCGGUCCGACUCAAAGCUUCCCACAAAUUUUUGGACAUGCCCUAUACAAUCAAUCAAAAUUCUCCGGCCUCCAAAUGUCGAAGGAGAUAGAAGCGCCUACGCCUCCUCCACCGUCGCAAAAUCCAUUGGCCGACACGUUGAGCGCGGCUAGUGCAGCGAUCGCAUCCGACCCGAAUUUCAUUGCGGCGUUGGCUUCUGCGAUGACAUCGUUGAUCGGCGGAUCGCAUCAUCAAAAGGAGAAUGGGAAUGGGAAUAAUAAUGUUGAUAAUAAUACAACAAGCAACUCCCAACAGUAACAUCAAGAACAACAAUAUGAUUCGAAGGUUGCCAAUUUCAGACCCAUAUAAAGAACUCAUUUUUUUGGUGUAGUUAGAAAUUUAAACUAUAGAUUUGUUCUUGAGGAUUUAUUAUAUAUACAUAUUUUAUUAUUUUAAUAA
This is a messenger RNA of Cucurbita maxima (winter squash), 1902 nucleotides long. Its product is annotated as probable WRKY transcription factor 31. Lineage: Eukaryota; Viridiplantae; Streptophyta; Magnoliopsida; Cucurbitales; Cucurbitaceae. The transcript has 5 exons. The record is from RefSeq and is a predicted model, not a curated record. Gene Ontology annotation, molecular function: sequence-specific DNA binding; DNA-binding transcription factor activity. The coding region runs from base 130 to 1761 and encodes 543 amino acids. Gene Ontology annotation, biological process: regulation of DNA-templated transcription.